Messenger RNA from Thelazia callipaeda (thelaziosis nematode), 321 nucleotides. Lineage: Eukaryota; Metazoa; Nematoda; Chromadorea; Rhabditida; Thelaziidae. The record is from the annotation of a GenBank genome assembly.
AUGGGUGCAGGAUUGGAAAGUUCAAACCGAGGUGAAAAGCGUCAACGGACAGCAUAUACUCGGAAUCAGGUAUUGGAAUUGGAAAAGGAAUUUCAUUUCAACAAAUAUUUGACACGAAAGCGUCGCAUCGAGAUUGCACACUCUUUAAUGCUUACGGAGCGACAGGUAAAAAUUUGGUUUCAAAAUCGUCGUAUGAAACACAAAAAGGAAAACAAAGAUAAGCCAACACCUGCGGUACCAUUCCCGGCUGGUACACUUUCCUUCCAUCACUUGGCCAAUUUCAAUCCGCGUAAUUUUCUUCUCACCAACAAUUAUACCUAA